AUGGACCAGGCACAGACCGCCUUGCCGGCAGAGGCGCUGCGGCUGCGCGAUGCCGUGUCGCGCCGACUUCAUGAUGUGUACCAUGUGCAAAUUCCGCGUCUUAGUGAAUGCAAAGAUGUGUCGGAGUAUGAGACCGAAUUGCACGAGACUCUGCAACGCAUCGCGUCCCUGGUACAGCAGAUGGCGGACGAUAUAGAUGAUGCCGAGUCAGCAGCGGAGCGAGCUGCUCUCAAGACUCUGGUGGACACGAAUAGGCACGAGCUGAUGCGUGUGCGCCAGGCAUCGCGGCGUGCCUUGCUCGCUGCGCACCGUGCUACCGCGUCGCGACAGGAAGCUUCGGCACGGUCCGCGUUGCUGAGCCAUGCAGCACGGCAGAACAGCGGCGUCCGUGCGGCGCCGAUGGAUCGUGCGAGUGCUACAUCCGAGCAGGUGACAGGGGCGCUGCAGCGCACCGUCAAGCUCAUGUCGUCCGAGCUGGAAAAGUCAGGAUACUCUACGCAGCUGCUGACCGAGUCAUCGGAAACGAUCGCCCAGGUGUCGAACAAGUAUGCUUCGUUCAAUGAUUUAUUGCGUGACUCUGUAUCCAUGAUUCGUCAAAUGGAACGCGCAGAGCUAGUCGAUCUCGGGAUCCUUGGAGCAUCCAUCACCUUUUUUCUCGCGUGUGUCUUGUAUAUUUUGUAUGCCCGCAUCUUUAGUCGCGGUAUUCACGCCCUGAGUCUGACAUGGCAUGCAUCCAGCUCGAUCGGAUCCAGUGCGUUAGGUCUCUUUUCGGCACUCCAGCAUCGAGAGCCUCAGCACGUGUCUCGCGAGCGUGAUCCGAUCGAGGAAGCCAUUCGGUUUGCGUCUUCACAAGAGGCUGUCCCCCGGCGACACAGGAAGCAUGCGCCCAAGUCUGCCGACAAACCCUGGGUCGACGUCGUGGAACUGACUGCUUCUCCCACACCGCCCAGUCGGAGCGAGAGUCCCGGCUCUUUCAGUGAGAGUAGCGCGUCUCCCCUCCCUGCCGACCUGCCUGACUCGGCCCACGCAGACGACAGAUUGGCGGAAACAAGUCCGGCAUUCUUGUCUCCGACAGAAAAGGCUGUCACUGCAUCGGCCGCCCCUGGAAAGGUCUUGACGGAGUCACAGAGCGAGGCGUCCUCGGCCUCUGCGGACAAGCGCUUCACCGACGAGAGUGCCACUUUGUCCGUUUCUUCAGCGGACGCGGGUUCUGCAUCGAUAAGCGCCAUACCUGCGCCUGUCUCUUCCGAAGACAUUCUCACCGCAGAGAGCCCUGCUUCUUUGGUUCCGUCAGAGGAUGCCUCGUCAACAUCGUCGGGCUCGUCUCCCCAGCCGAUGCCCACAGACGACCUUGUUCCUGAAAAGAGUGCUACUUUCUUGGCUCGGGAGGAGGAUGCUAUUUCUGCAUCGACGAGCGCCCUCUCUGAGCCGAUAUCGACAAAGGAACGUCUCACCGCAAAGAGCACCACUUUCUUGGUUCACGAAGAUCCCUCGUCUGCAGCAACAAGCACCGGCACCGAAUCGGUCCCUACCGACAAAGAGGUAUCCGAGUCGACCGCAGCAGGUCAAAAGCGCACCGACUCUGAUCCGACGAGCACUAUACCUGAACCCAUCGCUUCCGAGACACCUGCAACGAUGGCCACAAGCACGGCCCUCGACUCUUCGGGCAACCAUGACGAUGCUGCCACGAUCGACAGUGUCCCUUCGUCGUCGAGUGACAGCACUCUCCAUGCCGAGCCUACAAGCUCCGAGGCGACGGAGAUGAGCUCACCUACGCCCCCUCACGACCUUCCGUCAUCGAGUGAACGACGACGACGACCAUGGGAUGAACUGUAA
Messenger RNA from Malassezia restricta, 1836 nucleotides. Its product is annotated as Sec20 domain protein. Gene Ontology annotation, biological process: retrograde vesicle-mediated transport, Golgi to endoplasmic reticulum. Lineage: Eukaryota; Fungi; Basidiomycota; Malasseziomycetes; Malasseziales; Malasseziaceae. The coding region runs from base 1 to 1836 and encodes 611 amino acids. The record is from RefSeq and is a predicted model, not a curated record. Gene Ontology annotation, molecular function: SNAP receptor activity. The transcript has a single exon. Gene Ontology annotation, cellular component: endoplasmic reticulum; SNARE complex.